GAUACUGGCUAUCAAAAACAUCUGUAAUCAGUGACACCUAUGUUGCAAUUCUGAGGAAGGUGACAGACGGUGUUUGUGUUAGCACUCGACCGACUAUGACGUCAUUAUCGUCCGCCAUGAUGAAUGGUUAAACCUUGAAGUUGUCAGGUACACUUGAAUUUCUAUUUCAUAAACACAGUCACGUAAUAAUGACCCAUUCAACUCCAUAGGCCUGGCCCUUGCAGUUUCUUCUGCUAAUGUAACCAGUAUGGUUCCAUUGUUACUUCUACACCAUACUUCUGCAGAUAUUUGAUAAUGAGUAAAUAAGACAUUUGUGAUACGUUUCAGUCGACCCGUACAGAGAGUGUUACGAAGGGAUAGGAGAGUCAUACCGGGGCCGUGUGAACUAUACCGAACUAGGCUUCGACUGUCUGUCCUGGGACCAUGAAAUGGUGAAGGUCAUCAUGAGACCCGGUGACUACCAGAUGUUUGACCUCCAGGAGAACUACUGCAGGAACCCAUUCUCCUACCCGCGACCGCUGUGCUUCGUCAUCAACCCUCAUGAUAGCGAACAUUCAUUCUGGGACUUCUGUCCGAUCCCCAACUGUAAUCCAACGACAACUAUACCUGUAACUACACCAACGACAACGCCUAUGCCAACUACUGUUAGAAGGCAUAUAACCCCGCAACUACCAACAGCAUCCGGCGGUGAAGUAACAGCUUCUCUUCGGCCAGGGCGGACGCAUGCGCGACACUCGUCCCUUGUGAGUCGCAUCACUCGGGUUACUCCGCCCACCGGCGCAUCGCUUGAGAAGAGUACCGCUCAAUCCGCUGUGAAAGCUUGCAGACUGGACCAGUUUCAAUGCAACAACGACAAGCGUUGCAUCUCUCGUCAGUCCGUGUGUGACAACUUGGUCGACUGCUCCGACAGAAGUGACGAAGAGAAUUGUGCUUUUAGAUGCGCGGCAGACGAGUUCUUCUGUGAUGACCUGUGUUAUCCCGCCUUCUUCACAUGUGAUGGGUGGGACGACUGUACGGACGGGAGCGACGAGGACCCGGCUAACUGCAUUCUUCCUGAUCACAGCACAACGUCGCAGCCUCUUGCAGGCGUCGACGGUGGUGACACCGAAGGCCAGGGAGGGCAGUCAAAUGGACAAUCGCAGAACGUUGGGGACAGCGAAAACGGCAAUGGUCAAACAGGUGACCACGAAAAUGGUAAUGGUCAAACGGGGGACAGCGAAAACGACAACGGUCACUCAGAUUCUGGAAUAGAUGGAAUAGAUACUUUUGCAAACGGCACCAAUGUGUACCUGAAUGACACUAGCUACCAUGGAAGCAAUGAAACGGAUUCGCAAGAUGGCGGUUCACAGGGAAACAACAAUGGUAAACAUAUCAAUGGAGAACAAGGCAACGGUGACGAUCAAGGCAAUGGGGACGGCAUGUAUGGUGGUGAUUCGUAUGGUAAAGCAUACAAUGUGUCAGAUUAUGAAGAGCUAUGGCUGAGAUUCAACCUAUCGGUGAAGAAUUUGACCAAGUUGCCCUGUCCCUGUUUCGUGUUUGGGCGCCAACUUAUUGGACGGUCUUCGCCUGCAUCAUUGAUCUCAGCAAGCAUACCGUUAACAGUGUUCCUUUAUGUAAUGUUUAGGUUGAUGAUUUGUAUCCUCUAGCGAAGGAACAUUUUAUAAAUUUGUUUAUGACGAUAUUAUGCAAUAGCAAUCACCAAGCAAAUAUUGUGGUAAUAAAUGUAUAAGUGUACAACGUUCUCUUGCCCAUACAUUGCCCAUGUCCGUGUACAAAUUUUGAAAAAAAAGGUCGUUAAACAAUUAUGCUUCGUAUCUGCUUAGAGAUGAAAGAUUUGCAGUGAAAAUAACAUUUAUGAAUGUAAAAAAUAUGAAUGCUAUUAGUAGAUGUAUAUUUAAUCAAAGGCUUAAGCUAGAAAACAACUCUCAUAACAUGGCGAGGAAAUACUAUCACCUGAUCGUCUCUGUCUUAGCGGUAAUCUAACUAGUUCUUAGUUGUAUUUUGUGAUGGUUUUAGCACUGUUGUUUUACUGAUUGCAAAUAGUAAACUUUUUACCUUCUUCUCUGUGAGACGAGAACUAUGUUUUAGCGACAUGAGCCUUUCAUGUACAUGAU
Molecule: messenger RNA, 2114 nt
Organism: Branchiostoma floridae (Florida lancelet)
Lineage: Eukaryota; Metazoa; Chordata; Leptocardii; Amphioxiformes; Branchiostomatidae
Exons: 6
Coding region: 429-1646 (405 amino acids)
Cellular component (GO): plasma membrane
Molecular function (GO): protein binding
Source: RefSeq, a predicted model, not a curated record